Plasmodium cynomolgi strain B is the source of this 492-nucleotide messenger RNA. RefSeq names its product Pv-fam-d protein. The coding region runs from base 1 to 492 and encodes 163 amino acids. The transcript is spliced from 2 exons. NCBI's taxonomy places the organism in Eukaryota, Apicomplexa, Aconoidasida, Haemosporida, Plasmodiidae. The record is from RefSeq and is a predicted model, not a curated record.
AUGGGGAAAAAUAACCAAGUUAAUAUAUCAAAUCUUAGAGCUAUUCGAUCUCUUGGUGAACACGAAACCUUUGGAGAAACUGAAGGGGUAAGAAAAUAUGGUAGAAAUGAUGAUGAAAAUUAUGACGAAGAUAGAUAUGAUAGCUUGACUCAAUUUUACUUUGACAUGAUGAUGGAAGAUGACAUUAAUAAGAAAGAACCUACAUCAACAAUAACUGGAAUGAAUAACAAUAUAGAUCCUAAAGCUCAAUUAAAUUGUAAUAUUGGUAGAAUGACAAAUGAUGAUAAUUCUAUGUCCAGAUUAAUAUGUAAAAAUGAUCUAUGUAGAAAAAUUAAAAAUGCCUUAAGAACCAUUGAUAAAAUAACAGAACGAGAAAUGUACUUUAUAUUAAGAUCGCAUGAGUAUGCUAACACUAAGAAUGCUUCAAUACACUUAAAAGAUUCUCUGAACAAUUCGCAAAACGAUCCCGAGAUGAAUAUCAACAACGACUAA